AUGGGAUCAAACGAGCCUGUUCCAACAAAAUCGUCUCCUAAAGUCCCCAGUGCUGAUGUUGCUCAAAGUCAGAAGAUCGCAGUUAAAGAAGAAACGAAAAAAGAUGAAGCUGUAGAAUCAAAAGCAGAAGGAGAAUCGAAAGAAGGAGAUAAAAAAGAAGGAGGUGGAAGUGGAGAUGCUGCGAAGGAGAACUCUCUGAAACCAUUCCCCAAAUUCGAGAUGCCAACUGAAAGCAAGAAAAACAAGAAGUUGGCAGAAAAUGAGAAGGAUAAAAAGGAGAAAAUGAAGAAUGGAUUCUAUCAAGAGAAAUCGGAUGAAGAUGAUACUUUGGAGAAAGUGGAUAGUUUGCAUGUUGAGCAAUCGGAAAAGACGAAGCGGUCCCAGAAGAAAAAGAAUAAGAAGAAGACAUAG
Messenger RNA from Caenorhabditis briggsae, 411 nucleotides. The record is from RefSeq and is a predicted model, not a curated record. The coding region runs from base 1 to 411 and encodes 136 amino acids. NCBI's taxonomy places the organism in Eukaryota, Metazoa, Nematoda, Chromadorea, Rhabditida, Rhabditidae. The transcript has 2 exons.